AUGGCAUACGUAUGGCAUGGCGCCCUACGUCAGGCCUUCGCUCUGCAAGGUGGACAUGCACAGGUACGUCGUGCCUUCCAUCGACGGCGCUCCUUGCAAGCGAUGCCACGUGAAUUGGACCGUCGAUGGGCACCGACGUACACACCGACACCGACGCCCCAAGACGCUGUCGCAGGUUCAACGUCCAGCGAUGUAGCGCAUAUCUUCGAUCAAUGGGAUGCGAGUGCAUUGGCCUGGCCGCCGUCCACCUCGUCGCAGCUGAUCGACGACGAUGAAGAGCCUAUGAUGCCAUGGACGUCGCCGGAACUGGUCCCUGAACGACCUCUGCCUGAGCUAGGGCAGCCAAGUCCUAUCUAUGAUGAUGUGCUGGAGCAGUGGGCCGAGCAGGAUGGAGAAUUUGACGACGAGAGCGUAUCUGCAAUGCCGGCACCAGCGCUCUUCCUGCCUACCUAUGCAUCUACCUCGACGUCCAUGGCGGCAACACUGGCCCCGUCUAUACCACAAGCGCAGAAUGUGCGCGAUACCUACGAUUGGCGUACGAUUGCCACAUCGCAACAAGGCCGUGCUCUGCCUGGUCAUGUCUAUACCCACUUCAUGGGUCCACGUUGGUCGGCCUCGCGAUGGAUUCAAGCACGCAAAUCGCCACCAGCCUCCUUAUUACGGCACACGGCGAACCAGACGGCACGAACGGUACGCCGACGGCGACGUGUGGAUCCAGGUACAGUAGAGCAAGCUGAGACGCAGCGAACAGUUGUGGCGGCGCGUCGGUAUCAGCAGCAUUGGCAGCGUGUGUUGUCCUAUGAACGUGCGCAUCAUGAGGACGAGCAGGCAGAGCAACGUUCACGGCCCCUGGAGGAACGGAUUGCGCUGGGUGUCACGAUCGAUGGGCUCAUGGCCUUUUGGCAGCGUGAGCGGCAUUUUGGGCGGCGCGUCGGUAUUUUUAAACUUCCAGGCUCGCGCCGACUGCCACGACAUAAGCUACUAGCUGGAAGUGUCGUGGAGAUCCGGCCGGAGCCCCUAGCAACCGAUAUGCCGCCACGUGUCGUCACGGCCGAAGUGCUGGAUGUGAGUGCGACACAGAUCCGUGUGCGAUUCAGCGAGGCGAAUGAGGACUUGGAUUUAGGAGCACACGAUGCAUGGCGUAUGGACCGUGGUGAGCGGCAGACGGUGCAUGAGCGUAUUGAGGCGGCUUUGAACGCAAUGCUCUACGACCCAGACGACGUAGCACGGGCCAGCACGCCGGAGCGACAGUAUGCACAUGUGGGGACGCCGCUGCGCGACGUCUUGCUGGGCCUGCCUGCGCGGACCUCCACAUCCAGCCUCUUGGCGGAGGAUCAGCGGAUUCACAGCUGGUACCAACGGUAUGCCCGGCCGUCGCCCCUGGUCAUGGACGGCGAUCCCGACUUGGGUCUGAAUGGGAGUCAGCUGCGUGCGGUAGCGAUGAUGCUGAAAGAGCGUGUCAGCUUGGUCCAAGGCCCGCCAGGCACAGGCAAGACGCGGACGUUGGUGCAGACGGUCUGUCUUCUGAAAUCGCACUUCCAAGUGCCGCACCCGAUCCUCCUUGCAGCGCAUACGAAUGUCGCUGUGGACAAUUUGGCCGAGGGGUGUGUGCGUGCCGGUCUGCGUGUGGUGCGUGCGGGCUCUGCGACGGCGUCACGUACGUCGUUGGCGCCCUAUACCCUGGAAGCGCACCUCGCGCAGCAUCCCAGUCAUGCGGCAUGGCAGGCGGCAGAGCAGCGUCUGCGUGAGCGGCAGGCUACGCGUGACCAGGUCCUUGCCUUGCUGCAGGCGGGCGGGCAGGGCGAUGCGACGGCGCUGCGGGAGCAGCUGGUGCGCGUCAAGAAGAGCAUUGCCCAGUUGACAGCCAAGUCGUUUAUGAUCCGCCAGCGUAUGCAUGCCGAUAUACUGCACUCGGCAGACGUGAUAUGCACGACAGCGAUUGCGGCAGGCUCGUCGCAGUUGGCCACGAUUGAUUUCCCGAUCGUGUUCCUGGACGAAGGCUCGAUGGCUACAGAGCCCAUUGCGCUUAUUCCGUUGAUGAAAGGAUGUGCGCAGCUUGGCUUGGUCGGCGAUCACAAGCAGCUGCCGCCUGUGCUGCACAGUACGGAGGCGCGGCAGGCAGGUUUGUCUGUGAGUCUGUUUGAGCGUUUGUUGGAAGGCCGCUCGGUAGGCACACAGCACCAGACGGUGCGUGUGCCCUCGACGAUGCUUGACGAGCAGUUCCGUAUGCAUCCAUCGCUCUCGCACUUCCCGAACCACCAUUUCUACGAGGGCGCGCUACGUAACGCUACGUCGACGGCCCUUCUGGAGCCGUAUCACAGUGUGUUUGGCGCGUACGACGAGAAUGGCCAGCCGAAACCUUUGACGUUGGUCACGCAUCCCCCCAUGGGUCUCGAAACGCAGAAUGGCGCAGCGCCGUACAACCAGCCACAAGCAGACUUGGUCUUGGAACUUGUAUGUGAUAUGUUGGAACGCAACGAGGCGCUGCAGGGGCAUGAGAUUGGCAUCGUCACGCCAUAUGAAGCGCAAGUCCGACUGCUGCAGCAAAUGCUCGCGGCAGCGAUACCCAUUGCCGCCGGAGCCGUCCCGGACGAGGCAAUGCGUCUAUGGCUCAGCGAUGAUGCGAUUGAUAUACUGCGUGCUUUGGAUCCCGCGCGGGCUGUGGACGUGGCGGCGAUUGAGGUGCAUACUGUCGACGGUUUUGAAGGCCGUGAGAAGCCUGUGAUGGUCUUUAGCACGGUCAAAGCGAGCGGUGGUGAAGCGAUCGGCUCGGCUGCGCUCUACGAGGCACGCACGAACCCUAGUGAGGCAGCCCUCGCGCGCCUCGCUGCGAUGCCGAUGCAGCGCGGUGGGUAUGUCGGCUUCCUCGCGGAUGCACGACGUAUGAAUGUCGCAUUGACACGUGCACAGCGCCAGCUGUUGGUCGUCGGCAAUCUCGAGACCUUGCUGGGCGCGCGUCUAAGUGAGCAGGCGCGGCAUAUGGUCGAACGCAGCGAUGUGCAUGUCAUUCGGCAGUAUGCACGCUGGCUGCUAUCGCAGCGAUGCGUCGUCGAUGUCGAGCAAGUUCGUGAUCGUCAGUUGGAAGAAGCCAUUCUCGACGAGGACGAGAGCGGCAACGACAGCGAGAGCAACAAUGCAUGGCAAAGGUAG
Malassezia pachydermatis is the source of this 3150-nucleotide messenger RNA. RefSeq lists its product as hypothetical. Gene Ontology annotation, molecular function: RNA helicase activity. Gene Ontology annotation, biological process: nuclear-transcribed mRNA catabolic process, nonsense-mediated decay. The transcript has a single exon. The coding region runs from base 1 to 3150 and encodes 1049 amino acids. The record is from RefSeq and is a predicted model, not a curated record. Gene Ontology annotation, cellular component: cytoplasm. Lineage: Eukaryota; Fungi; Basidiomycota; Malasseziomycetes; Malasseziales; Malasseziaceae.